Molecule: messenger RNA, 619 nt
Organism: Nicrophorus vespilloides
Lineage: Eukaryota; Metazoa; Arthropoda; Insecta; Coleoptera; Silphidae
Gene: Pldn
Product: biogenesis of lysosome-related organelles complex 1 subunit 6
Exons: 3
Coding region: 110-562 (150 amino acids)
Biological process (GO): intracellular transport
Cellular component (GO): extrinsic component of membrane; BLOC-1 complex; transport vesicle
Source: RefSeq, a predicted model, not a curated record
ACGUCAUUAGUUUUAUGAAUGGUACAAAUAUACUUCUAUAUUGCAUGGUAUAUUCAUAUUUGUACUAUGAGUUUGAUGUGUUAAUUUGUUUUUAUUUGAAUUUUUUGAAAUGGAUACAGAAGCAGUGCAACAGUCUUCUGAAACUGCUUCAACAGUUGAAAAUGGUACAAAUAUUUACACACCUGAGACUAUUGCAAAUUUAUCAAAUGGUAUAGUAAACAGAUAUAAACCACAAUUGGAUAUAACAAAAAUAUUACUAUCUGAGUUGCUAGAGAAACAGACUGUGUUGGUUGAGCAGAUUCAUGAUGAAAAUUUAAAAGUCUCUUGGACACAGAAUUCUGUUGAUCUGCAAAAGAUGUUUGAUACAAUCAGCACUUGCCACAUGAAAUUAUCGAAUAUUAAAAAGGAAAUGAGGGGUUUGCAUGAUAAGAGUAUAAAGCUGAAGAAGAGGGCCCUAAGGUUGCAACAUCAUAAAGAAAAGGCUGAAUAUUUGGAGACACAGCAAAAGCAAAUGGACUUAAAGAGGGAACAAGAUUUAAUUGGCAGCAAACCACCAAACUAAUACAUAUUUAUUUUCCUACAUAUAUUUUAUUACAUGAUAUAUUUAAUAAAUAAGAAU